AUGCUUAGACCCGCCUCUGUGGUGGGGUUUGGAGCAUCUGUGCGGACAGCCAUCGCUCGUGGCUCGCUUACCGCGAACCAUCGGCUGUCUUCCAGCAGCUCCAGCACCAUCAUCGGCCGUUCCCCAGCUUCGUUUUCAUCUUCGUCUUCCGUACCCACCACUUCUGCCAGUGAGAGAAGCAGCAGCAAUGUUUCCUCCUCCUCUACUGCAUCCAUGGACCAUGUCAACUUGAAUGCACGCGCACACUACCGGCCGUCAUCGCACCCGCACCCUCACAAACGUACCAAGCUCGGCCGCACACUCUUUGCCCUAGGCUGGAUACCCGUCGCCGCAUUCAUCACUUCGCACCUGUACAGCCUCGGCAACGUCACCGGUGGAUCCAUGUCACCCACCUUCAAUGGCCCACACUCAAUCGCAUCCGCUUCUUCAGCUCGUUCGGAUGUGGUCCUGCUGAAUCGAACGAUCAAAGUUCAGCUCGAUCAGUUGAAAGCGGGUGACAUUGUCACGUUGAUCUCGCCGCUAGAUCCGAGACUGUUGUUGACCAAACGGGUCAUCGCACUUCCAGGAGAUACGGUGAGAGUCUGGGUUCCAGCGGGCAAAGCCGGUGGUCAAAAUGUCGGUGGUAGGCGAGUGGGGAGGUGGGCACGCAUCAAGAUUCCGCCAGGCCACGUGUGGGUGGAAGGUGAUGCCGCAGUCGACAUUGUUCCAGGCAGCCUUGAACGGGUCGUCAACUCGACUUUUACGCCCGAAUCAUUGCGAAACAAGAGCAGAGACAGUCGAGAGUUCGGGCCGGUCCCUAUGGGUUUGAUCACAUCGAGAAUCGAGUACAUUGUUUGGCCUCCAGAACGGUUUGGCAAGCCCAAACCUCGUCCAAUUGCUUCAUUGUCGAGUGCGGCACAGUUUCCGCCAUCGUCUUCAACGCGCAUGCCGGCAGACGAUACAUCUACGCAGGUGAAUCCGAGUCUAGCGAGGAUCUUGGAUGAGAUGACUUCCAUGGCGCCAGGCGCGAGGACUAAAGCGCAUCCGGACGACUCGGUCAUUAGUCCGUACGUGGAUUGGAGUGGUCCCGAAGCGAAGGAGCAUCAAGAUGUAGCAACAGCAGAACAGGCGAGAGCAGACAAGGAGAAACGCAAGCAUGCUUGGAAUCAUUUGAGCAGAGGAGGUCAACUAGGUGAUGAUGCCGAGUGA
This is a messenger RNA of Mycosarcoma maydis (corn smut), 1188 nucleotides long. RefSeq lists its product as uncharacterized. The record is from RefSeq and is a predicted model, not a curated record. The transcript has a single exon. Gene Ontology annotation, biological process: mitochondrial respiratory chain complex assembly. Gene Ontology annotation, molecular function: serine-type endopeptidase activity. Bases 1 to 1188 code for a protein of 395 amino acids. Gene Ontology annotation, cellular component: membrane; mitochondrial inner membrane peptidase complex. Lineage: Eukaryota; Fungi; Basidiomycota; Ustilaginomycetes; Ustilaginales.